Dermochelys coriacea (leatherback sea turtle) is the source of this 5981-nucleotide messenger RNA. RefSeq names its product polyamine modulated factor 1 binding protein 1 (gene PMFBP1). Lineage: Eukaryota; Metazoa; Chordata; Testudines; Dermochelyidae. Gene Ontology annotation, biological process: spermatogenesis. The record is from RefSeq and is a predicted model, not a curated record.
UUGGGGGACGAACCUGUUGUUCAACGCUCAGAACCGCCCAGAUGCCGGCGCCUUGGAGCGUCUCUCUCCGAGGAGCCUGUCGCACGUCCCGGCCUGACUCCGCGCCCCGCCUCCUUGACCGUUGAUUGGACAGAAAUCGCGGUGAGGGCGGAGACGUGGUCAGGGCGCAUUGCGAAUGGCAGAGCGACUUGUCCGUCAAGUGCUGGGCGGGACGCGGGUCUGGCGGCUGCGUUCGAACCGCCGAGCUGGGACCAGCGAGCCGCAUGGAGCGGCUGGAUCGGAGGCCGGGGGUCGCCGCAGAAGUUGGUGAUGAAAGGGAAGCAGAUGGCCAUGAUCCCUGUUGCUCUUUUGAGAUGAAGCAGCUCUUUGGAGAGUUCCAUAUGUUGUAUCGGGAGCGCCUGCGCCAACUGGAAAUCAUGGAUGAUGCACAGGAGGAGGUUCUCAGAAUGAAGGUGAGGCUUCUCCAGUCCUACAUAAUGGACCUGAGUGACCAGAAUAGUGUCUUAGUUCAGACGAUGGAAGAGCUGGAGAGAGAGUCUGAGUGGAAGGUGGCUAUGCUAGAGGCAGAGCUUCAGCGCCCGUCCCUGGCUCAGCGCCCGGUGCCAACAGAACACCUUUCAGGAGCCACAGCAGCGCAGAUAACUGUCACUCCACCACAGCAAAUAAUGGAGCAAGAAGAACUGAGGGUUCAGCUGGCAUCUAAAGAGCAGCUUAUUCAUCAGUUAAAUGUCCAUCUGAUGGAGGCAAAUCACAGCCAGGAAAAGUCAAAAGCAGAGGUUAGCAGUGCUCCAGGAUCCCGUCCUUGUGAAAGUCUCCCCUCGUCUUCCCAAACCAAUGAGCUCCUGAAAACAGAGCUGGAACGCCGAGAUGCAAAAGUCCGGACUCUUCAAAGCCAGCUCCUGCUCCAGCAGGACAAAAGGGAUGGGCUGGCCGCCGAGCUGGAUGCUCAAGAGCAGAGGAUCUAUGAAUUGCAGACCAGGCAGACGGAGAGGCAGGCAGAACUGGAGCAGAAAUGCAGCUGGAUCCAGCAGCUCGAACAAGACCUGGAGGCCAGUGGCAGGCUACAGGAGGAAUCCCAGAGGCAGCUUGGGGAGUGUAAUGUGCAUCUGGCCCAGGUAGCACGAGAGAAUGAGGCUCUACAAGUCCAUCGGCUUGAGCAGAUGUUAGAGAUUGAGAAACUGAUGUCCAGCCUGAGGACCUGGGAAAAAGCCAGCGGGAGUCUUUCCUGUGAGACACUAGCACAUCAGUGGGAGGAGCAGGCAGAGCUGCAGCAGAGACUUGCUGAUGUUCAGGAUGAGCUGCAGAAGAAAGAGACAGCAGCACACAGGUUCCAGGCUGAGUUGCGGGACACUAGCCGGCUGGCACAAGAAACAAAGAAUCAGCUUGCUGAAGCAGAGAUGGAGGUGGUUACCAUGAGGAACAAAUAUAGCAUGGCACAGAAAGAGGCUGCAGAGAGGAGUGAGGUGCUGCAGAGCCUGCAGGAGGCCAGCCAAGCACAGCAGCUGAGGACAGCAGAGCAGGACAGGACCAUCCUCAUGCUGCAGAAACAUCUGGAAAAGCACCAGGGCGCUGAGGAGCAGAUGACCCAGCAGCACCAGACCAUCCAUGCACUGGAAGAAGAGCAAGCCCGGCUGCAGGCCCAUUGUCACCACCUGGAGGAGGAGACUGGCUUUCUGCAUGCCAGGCUGGAGGCCCAAGGCCUGGUGUUGGAGAAUGAGCAAACACUGGUAACCAGCCAAUUAUACUACAAAGAGGAGCAGGUGGAGAAGUUAACGAGAGAGCUGCUGAAGGCAAAGGCUGAGGUGCAAGCAGCUGAGCAGAAGGUCCAGCGCUGGGAGGACACCAUCGGGCAGCUGAAGGAUAGCCUGGCAGUAUCCCAGGUGUCGCGGGAGGCAGCCGAAUCCAGAGUCCAGCUCAAAGAAGAGCAGCUGCAGGGUUUGCAGAGGAAAGGGCAGUCACUGCACCAGGAGCUGAAGAUGGUGCAGAGAGAGGUGGCCCAGCUGGAGAUGCUGCUGAGCACAUCACAGCUGGAGUCAUGCUCCCUGAAGAAGGAGCUGCAGAGGAAAGACGAGGAGCUCCAGCGCAUGCAAGAGCAGCUCCGAGACUCUCAGGAAGCACUGCAGGGUGCUAGGCAAGGGAAAGAAGGCGUCCAGAAGGAGUCAGAGACCCAGCUGCUGCAGCGUGACCAGCUGGUAGAGCAGCAGAGUGAUCUUGUGGCAGCCCGAGAAGAGCUUUCCAGGUGCGCAGGGCAGCUCGCAGAGCUGCGCUCAGACCAACAGCAGCAGGCUGGGGAACUGGCCGCCCUGAGGGAGAAGCAUAAGACCGCGCAGCAGGAGGUGUGCAGCCGUGACCAGACCAUCAGGAAGCUCAGAGGAGACCUGAAAAGUGCUGAGGAGGAGCUGGUGCGAGCGAAGGAUGAGGGGAAGGAGAGAGCCACAGAGGGGAGCGGCCUGAAGGGAAAGCUCCACCAGCUGCAAGAUGACGUAAGAAGGAUGCAAGAGAUCUGCGGGGAGCGGGAGAAGGCCAUGAUGGAGCAGACCUGCUGCAUCCAGCAGCUCCAGCAUGAGCGGGAGAUCUGCAUCAGCCAGGGCCAGGAGCAGACAAUGCUAGUGGAGCAGCUGCAGGGACAGCUCGAAUCUCGGGAGCGAGCCCACCAGACAGAACUGGAGCAGCUGCGGGCCAAGCUGCAGCACCUUCAGCAGGAGCUGGAUAUCUGCAAAGGGAAGAACCAGGAUAAUCUGAGCCACCUGCAGCAGCGGGAGUCCAUGAUGGAGAGGCAGAGCUUGGAUCUGGAGUUCCUGCUGCAGCAAUGCCAGACGCUGAAAGAGGAGGUGUUCUACUACGAAGAGGUGGUGCAGAAGCAGGAGAGGGAGCUCUGCCAGCGGCAGGAGCAGCUCCGAGAGGCGCAGGAGCACCUGGCCAUGGCCAAGAGCAAGAGCAGCUCCACCGAGAGCAGCCUGGAUCUGUACAAGAAGAAGUACCAGGCCACCCUGAACAGAGCUGGCGAGCUGGAGGGCAAGGUGCAGAGCCUGGAGGAGGAGCUCCGGGACAUGAGCAGCCAGAUGUGGGAGUGUGAUGACACCAUCAUCAAACUGUGCGGCAAGCAGCUAGUUCUGCAGCAGGAGAUGACAGGCAGGAGGAACCAGACAGCCAUGGAGCAGCUGACUCAAGAACUUCAUGCCACACAGGAGGAGCUGUCCAGGAGCCUUCAGCAUGCCCACCAGUGUGAGCAGAGCAUCCAGGGCCUCCGAGAGCAGCUGGUUGCCAGUCAGACCAAGUGCUUGGAAGAGGAAGAGACUCUGGUGAACGUGCAGACCGAGUUUGCCUCCUACACAGCCACUCACAGACACUCCAACGCCAGCUACGAGAGCCAAGCAGCCGUGGCCGAGAAACUCCAGCAGCAGCUGAUCCACGCCGAAGAGGAAAGCUCCAAGCACAGCCAGCGGGCCAAGGAGCACCAGUGCCUGGUGGAGGACUUGAAGCUGGAGCUGGUGCGAGUGGCUGAGCAGAAGAACAGCACCAUGAAAGCCCUCGGGCAGCUGGAGCUGGAGGUGCAGCAUCUGAGGCAGGACGCAGCUGCUGAGGUGGUGCAGAAGCAGCUGGAAGUGGCCAAGCUGCAGCAGCUGAUCCAGCAACUGGAGAGCAAGCUCAGGGAGAGCCGCAGGCUGUGGUGUGCGCAGAAGGAGCAGGUUAUGCAGAGACGGGAUGAGCAGCUCCGCCAGGCGCAGGCCGCCCUGCAGGAGACGGAGCUGGAGGUGGAGAAGCAGCGCACAGAGGCCAGGAGCCUGGAUGAGCGCCGGGAGCAGGCCCAGCAGGAGGGGGAGCAGAGCCAGGCAGCCAGCGGCACCCUGCAGGAGGAGACGCAGCUGCUGAGACAGGCGGCUGCAGCUCAGGAGCUGGUGCAGCAGGAGAAGUGGCUGCUGCUGGCCCAGAGCAGCCUGCAGAGCACGCAGGAGCAUCUGAGCGAGCGCGCGGCCGAGGGUGUCCAGCUGGAGCAGGCCAGCCGCAGGUUGGAGGCGGAGCAGCAGGCGCUGCAGGAGCAGCUGUCCAGCAGCUUGGAUGAGGUGGAGCAGAGCAGGAAGCUGCUCAAGUACCUGAAGGUGGAGCUGAGCCAGUGGAAUCAGAGGCACCAGGUGGCUGUGCAGCAGGGGAUGCAACAUCAGCACUCAAUGGCCAAGAUGGAGCUGAAACUGGGGAGCAGCCAGGAGCAGGCGAAAGCCCUGCAGCAGCAGCUCCAGGAACAGGAAUCCACCCAGCGGGCCCUGCAGGAGGAGCUGAGCCAGCUGCAGGGCAGGGAGGAAGCACUCCAGCAGCAGCUGCAGAGAGCCCAGGAGAGGGAGAGCAUGCUGGCCAGUGAGUGCGAGGAGCUGCAGCAAGAGCUCCAAAGCAGCGAGCAAGCGGCCAUGCUCCAGGAGUCGGCCCUGGCCCAGCUGCAGGCGGAGCUGGAAGCAGCCCAGGCCAGAGAGAGGCAAAGCACCCGCACACUGACUGCAGCGGAGGAGACCAUCCAAGAGCUGAUGCUGAAAACUGCCUCCUGCCAAGAGAAGCAGUGGGAGGCGCUGGAGAAGCUGUCUGCUCCAGGGCCUGCCGCCCCACCCUACUGCUCGGCCCUGCAGGCGGAGCUGGUGCGGACACAGGCCAGGGAAGCCCAGCUGGAGGAGGAGAUGGCUGCCUAUGAGGAGCCGAUGAGGCGGCUCAACGGGGAGCUGCAGGAUUUCCAGCAGCAGAGGGAGCAGGAGGUCCGGUCCUUCGAGGAGCAGCUGGGUGAGCGGAGCAGCCAAGUGCAGCACUGGCAGAGGCGGUACCAGGAGAAUGCGCAGGCCCUGGCACAGCGGGAUGAGGAACUGGUCGUAUUCAAGGUGGAACUGGCCUCAUUGAAAGAAAAGCUUCAUGGUUCCGCUGAAGAGAGAGACCGCUGGCAGCAAGAGCUCAAUGUCUUAAGGCAAAAAUUUGUGGCCUCCAGCAGUGAGGCAGAGGCGCUGCGCUCCUCCCUGGGGGCUGCGCGCUCAGACAGCCGCCGGCUGCACUGCGAGAGCGAGCUGGUGCUGGCCAACGUCACCCAGUGGGUGAAGGAGCAAAAGCAAGCAAACGACAAACUGGGACACAAGAUCCGGGAGCAGAUCAAGCACAUCGCUCAGCUGACAGGCCAGAAGGACCACCUGCAGGAGGUGAUGGCGAGGCUGCAGCAUGAGAACAGGCACCUGAAAGGCCAAGUGGCCGAGCGGCACAUUGAGUGUGAGCGGCUGAAGGCUCUGCAGGGCAGCGGCUUAGAUGCACGGGCUGUGCUGCGGCAGCCAUGGCCCCUGCUCCUGGGCGAGGAGCAAGGUCCCACCCUUCUUCCAGCCUGACACCUGCAAGGACUGUACACAGGACGGGCACGUUCCCUGCACCUACCUCAGCUACCUGCUGCGGGCCUCAGGCCUAACCUGCACUGUGAAAUAAAGCCAUGGGCACAGGCUGUCACUGACCACGUGUGGUUUGGCCAUGCCGGAAGGGCGGGGGCUGCAGCCCCCUCAGCAAACUCAGCCGGUCGGGAACAGUCCUUGUAUUUCAGCUCCCAGUACCGAUCCAGCAGUCACUGGAGCAGCAUUGCUCCCUCCUGCCCCUUCCCCCAGGGGCCACAGCCCGGGGGGCCAAGCAGUGCUAGCCCUGGUGCAGGCUGGGGAAGUGGUUGGAGCAAGACUUACAGAGGGGGCUUCUUCCUUUUCCAUAACCUGUUCCCAUCGCAGAAACGGGCCAGGGACUGCGGUUAGUACCAGGUGCUUGGCCCAGCUUCACAGCAGCAGCAGCCCUGAGGCAGAUUCUGAGCUGUUAGAUGGGGGGCAGCGUCCUCCCCUGGGAGAGGAGCUGCCACAGGCACCAGCCAGUGCCCAUCCUGCAGCUGUGAAUCCCAGCCGCUGGCACCAGUUUGCAGAGCAGGCAGCUCUGCCUGGGGCCAAGUCCCAGCUAGGAGCUGGGCCGAGCCAGCCACAGAAAGCCCA